GGGACAUAUUGCUGGGCAACCAAAUAUAAGUGUGGCUCCUCAUUUCCUGGGAUGGUGUGUAUAGUUAAAUCAGGUACACUAGGGUAGAAAAUUUCUUGACUUCAUCAUGACUAAGAUGACCAGGAAAUCAUGGGAACCUAAAACAGCUAUGGUAAAGGAGAUCCCAAAGAACAAAGAUAAGAAGAAAAAGAAGAAAUCCCUUUAUCAACUGCGACACAGAGAAAGCAUCAAGACACCAACAGUGAAGGUGAGAAGACAUCAUGAGAGUUCAAGAAAUAGGUCUCGAUCAUAUACCAAUCAUUCAAAAAAGAAUAAAAGACCAAAAAGGCCAACAAUAUUCAUUUGUUGCCAUACACUAAAUAAGAAAUUGAAUCAAAAUAAGAGAUGGAGUCAAAAUAAGAAAUGGAGUCAAAACAAGAAAAGUAAUCUAAAUAAGAGACAGAAUGAACCUAAGAGAAGGAGUCAAAAGAAGAAGCAGAAUAAAAACAGGAGACGGGUUUAACCAGCUCCCGAACAACAGCCAAAAAUACCUGGACAGGUUUACAAUUUCAAAUAAUAGACCUGUGUGGCCAGUAACAAUAAAGAAAAGACCUAGAACUUAAAAGUAUCUUUAGUGAAUCCAGGAGCUCAACUUUUGAAAAAAAUGGCCAGCAACAAAGCAGACUGAUGAUGGUGAAAAAAAUAAAAUAAAGUUAUACAAAGGUUA
Messenger RNA from Ictidomys tridecemlineatus (thirteen-lined ground squirrel), 706 nucleotides. NCBI's taxonomy places the organism in Eukaryota, Metazoa, Chordata, Mammalia, Rodentia, Sciuridae. The record is from RefSeq and is a predicted model, not a curated record.